GCGGUCACACGGACUCUUUAAACAGCUGAUCGGCCGGCUGGUCAUUACGUGAACUUGGAUUUUAGUUAAAAAAACAACAUAAGUUUUGCUUUGAAAACAUGAAUCAAGCUGAUGUCAGCAAGUUAAUGUCACAACUGCGUAUCGCAGUGAGACCCAAUAAACGUAAUUUAAAAAAUCCAGAUGGUCCCGAAGGUCGAUUACUCAAGCUGCGCAAAACGGUAACAGCGCUGGUGAAGCACGAGCGCAUUGAGCUGUUCUACAAUCGAGCGGACGAGGCGCGUGGUUAUGCGGAGCUGCUCAUUUCAAAUGCCAUACGUCAUGGCGACAGGCAUAAAGCUACAAUGGAGUUGGCGGACUAUUGGUUACUGGAGAAGCAGCUCGUUCACAAACUCUUCAAGGUGUUGGUGCCGCGUUAUGAGAACUAUAAUGUCUCCUACACACGCAUGUUCAAAGCGCCACGCGACUAUCCCGGCAUUUACUAUAGGAAAUCGGUGUUGGAGUUACGCGGUAAUCCGUAUCCCGUGCUGAUGCAGGAUAACAGCCAGAAUCGCAAUCUGUUGCACAAUGUGCUGCUCGACGAGGCACGCAAGGAAUUCCGUCGGGAGAAGCUUGCGAGUUUGGCCAACAAACUUGCCGCAGAGACUGAGGAGAAGCCACAACCGAGUGUUGAGAAGGCGACGGAAGUGUAAUUGUUUAUUAUUAAAUUUGCA
Drosophila nasuta is the source of this 710-nucleotide messenger RNA. RefSeq names its product mitochondrial ribosomal protein L17 (gene mRpL17). Lineage: Eukaryota; Metazoa; Arthropoda; Insecta; Diptera; Drosophilidae. Gene Ontology annotation, molecular function: structural constituent of ribosome. The record is from RefSeq and is a predicted model, not a curated record. The transcript is spliced from 2 exons. Bases 99 to 689 code for a protein of 196 amino acids. Gene Ontology annotation, biological process: translation. Gene Ontology annotation, cellular component: ribosome; mitochondrial large ribosomal subunit.